UCAAAAGUUCAAAACCCAUAUCGACAUAUUGUUUCAGAUUGUUCCAAAAAUCAAAACCCAUACCUUUCAGUUUCCAUCGCCCGCUGUUGUAGUUCGGGUUCGCCGUUCGCAAGUUUCAGCCGCUGGCCCGCUGUAAGCUUGCCCCCCCCCCCUCUCUGCAACUGCUAACUUGUAUGUAUAGGUUUUGUUUUAAUUUUUUUUCUAAAUCAACUAAUCAAGGUCUGUAAUUCUUGUUUUGCUAACUAAAUCCUUGAUUUUGUGUGGGUAAAUUUGGCAUCAGAAAUUAUUCAUCAAACCUCUCCUUCCCUUUCCUUCCAACUAUUUUUGACAAACACAAAUUUUUAGUCACCCUCCAUCACCUUCCCUUUCCUUUCCUCUCUUUUCCAUUGCACCAAACUGACCCUUUAGAAGAAGUUGUUGGUUUGCUUUUGGAAAAAAAAAAAAUGCAGGAAGAGUACUCUCCGUCGCUGGAAGAUUGCUUGAAGCUACUGAAAGGCGAGAGAGACGAGCAACGACUCGCAGGUCUCCUUCUCGUUACUAAAUUCUGCAAAGGAGACGACCAUGCCUCCAUUCGCAAGGUCUUCGAUGCCGUCGGUAUUCGAUUCCUCGAUCGCCUCUUACAAACAGGGUUGGGAAAAGGAAGUGUUAGUGCGAGUGGAGAUGAUAAUCGCAAUGCGUAUUUGCAGUUAUCGGUCACUGUUCUUGCUGCAUUUUGUCGGGUUCCUGAGAUUGCUUCAUCUAAAGAUAUGGUGUUGAAGAUUCCUCUCAUUUUAGAGAUUAUGUCAAAAGAAUUGGACUCUUGUGUUGUUGAAGAAUGCUAUGAAUUCUUAUUUUUGGUAUCAAGUGCUUGUGAAGAUGGAGUGUCAUCAUUGUAUGAAUCUGGAGGCAUGAAAGUGCUAGCUUCUCAAAUGGUUAACUUCUCAGAUGGUUCUCACUUGUUGGAGCUUGCCAUGAGACUUGUUCAGUUGAUAAUAAGUAAACUGUCCCUGGACAUUAUUAACAAUGGAUAUUCAUCAGAGUUGUCAAAGAUGGUGGCUACAAUAGCAAAGCAAUUCGCUGUGUUGCACAAUGCUCUAAAAUUUGAAGCACUGCACCUACUAUCUACCAUCCUAUCCUCAAAAUAUUCUGCACCAGUACGUCAAGAGUUACGCCUGAUGACAAGUGACAUUUGGUCAACUUACAUACGGAUUGGUAUUGUGGCAAUUCUACAGAAUCGUGUUGCACCUGCUGAAAAGCUUCAUGCUCUUAUUUUGGCGGAGUCCAUGAUAUCAAUGCUGGGAGAGGAGUGGCUAAUCGGUCAAAUGAACUUAUCUGAUAGAGAAGACCGUAUUCCGGCUGACCGGUGUAUAUUGCUUGUUUUAGAGUCAUCUAGGGUUGAAAUUGCAGUUCUUCUCAACGAUCUUGCCUACCUGAAAUAUGAAGCUUCCAGAAGUACUUCGUCCAGUGCUGAUGCAAUUUUUUUGAAGCAACGGGACCUGGCUAUUGUUUUCUCGUUGGUGGAAAAGAUAAUUAAACUGAUAUCAAAUGCGGGUGGAGAUGAAGGGAGCGUUAUUAGCGAUAGUACGUUCACCAAGGUGAUCUCUGGGCUCAAUGAGACAAUUGGUGUAGUUCUGGAGUAUUUACAAGAUGCAAAGGAUCAUAGACAAAAGAAAGGAGAUGAUCUUCUUGCUUCAGUGCGAAUUACUGGGAGCUAUCUUGCAGAAACACCCCUUGCAUGCGAAGAGAAGGUUAGGGAACUUCUAGAGUAUAUGCUCUCAGUUGAAGGUGAAGAUGAGCCAAGCCCUUUUUACUCUAUUUGCUUUUUGCUUCCAAUGCUGUGUCAAAUAACAAUGAAGAUGGAUGGGUGUAAGGUUUUGGUUUCUUCUGGAGCAUAUAAAGCUGUUGUGGAUUGUCUUAUUAAAUUGAUUGGGCCAAAUAGUUGUAUGGUGGAUGAUAGUGGCAUCAUAUUCCUGGCAUGUGAUACAAUUAUGAAUCUUCUUUUAAUGAGAGAACAAAUGCAAUUUUCAUUGGACGAUUCUAAUUUUGUUCCUCUUUUGGUGGCACUGGCAUAUUGGACAGAGAAGGCUAAUGAUCCAUCUGUUACAAUGAUGGCUGCAAGCAUUUGUGCCUUGAUAUUUGACUUAACGUCUGAGGAGGCUCUUCUACAACAUCGAGACUUUGACCGUUGCAAACUAAUAAGUUUGUCUCAGCUCAUCCUGAAGAGUGUGGCUAUGUGCAAGCAGGAUAUGAUGUCUGAUGAUGCUAAGGCAGAAAUGGAUCUUCAUCAGAUAGUUACCUCAGGUUAUUCUCGUUGGGCUGAUCGGUUUCCUUCCAUUAAAGAGGCAUUUCAGAGAUGAGUUUGUCAUUUAGCUCCUUGAUGAAUGCAUUUUCAUCUUUGCAGUACUACGAGGAGGGCAAGUGAAGAAUCUCCCAUGCUUCUUAGCUGUCUCUAUAUGAAAACUUGACAAAAAGACCGCAUGUUUUGCCUUCGGUGUCUAUAGUAAUAGUCAUUCGUCUUCUUCCUCUUCCAUUUCCUCUGUGUGUUUGUGUGUGCACGCGCGUGAGAGAGAGAGAGAGAGGGUAUACACGUGUGUAAUUAUCUGUUGCUCUCAUUUCACAAGAUGCACGCACAUAUGACGAAUGUGGGAUAAUUUCUUGUAGAAGCUUUGUUCACGGAACAAAAAUCUUAAUGUUAUAUAUAAAUAGGUCAAAUGCCUUUAUAACAGAUAUUUAUGCUUAGGAUCCCUAGUGACGUUCAAAUGAGGAUCAUAUUAUUGUUGUGGUCCUCAAUGCAAAAUGUUUAAACUCACUGACAAACAUUAAGGGGGCCAGGGACUUCAACUAGUAAUUUCAUGUGCAAUAUGGGUAUACUUCGGGGAACUUGAAUCGGAAGGAUAAAAGCUUAG
Molecule: messenger RNA, 2885 nt
Organism: Cornus florida
Lineage: Eukaryota; Viridiplantae; Streptophyta; Magnoliopsida; Cornales; Cornaceae
Exons: 18
Coding region: 444-2336 (630 amino acids)
Source: RefSeq, a predicted model, not a curated record